Triticum turgidum subsp. durum (durum wheat) is the source of this 366-nucleotide messenger RNA. Lineage: Eukaryota; Viridiplantae; Streptophyta; Magnoliopsida; Poales; Poaceae. The record is from the annotation of a GenBank genome assembly.
AUGGAGGUGGAGGCUCACCAUUACAGUCCUAUAAUGGAUGCUAUCCUCAUGGAAAUCAGGAUCCGACCAAUCUUUGGGCAAAGAGUAGACGAGAGCGCCGUGGAGGGCAACAUCGAGAAGCUAAAGAAGGUGCUGGAGGUGUAUGAGUCGAGGCAGUCGAGCUCCAGGUACCUGGCUGGUGAUUUCAUCAGCCUCGCGGACCUCAACCAUGUGUCCACCAUUUUGUGCCUAGGGAUCACUCCGUACAGGUCAGUUCUCGACGCGUACCCACGUGUAAGGGCAUGGUGGGAUGGCCUGAGGGCCAGGCCGGCGGUGAGGAGGGUGUCUGACCUAAUGAAUACGUCCGUGAAGAAUGAUCUGAAAUGA